Trifolium pratense (red clover) is the source of this 2216-nucleotide messenger RNA. Its product is annotated as embryonic protein DC-8-like. Bases 239 to 1990 code for a protein of 583 amino acids. NCBI's taxonomy places the organism in Eukaryota, Viridiplantae, Streptophyta, Magnoliopsida, Fabales, Fabaceae. The transcript has 2 exons. The record is from RefSeq and is a predicted model, not a curated record.
AGGAACUUUGUUCUAAAUUUUGCUAUUCUUUCUUUUGUGUUAUCAAAUCAAAUUCAACAAACGGUGCAUCUAUGUUUCAAGUCAUCAACGUUAUUUUUAUGACACGUACACACUAACUUGGAAACCGCAACAUCAAACCAAACAAAAAACCAGUAAUUUAACAUACUUUGUUUCUUUAACUGACACGUAAAAUUCAACAUUUCUCUAACCAAGCCACGUUGCAUGUUACCUUGCCACCAUGUCCCUUAACUCACUCCUUUUUAAACUCCCUCCAAUACACCAACCUCUCUCAUUCUCAUUCUCAUUCAUUCAACUACUUUCUCUUCUCUCACGUUCUACAUUACAACAAUUUGAAAACCAGAAAAUCAAGUUUUCAUUUCUCUCACAUUUUUCCCUUUCAUUUUGUUUUUGUUGUUGUCACACACAUAAAUACAUAGUUAUGGCUACAAGGGUUGUUUUGGUAACAGUGUUGUUACUCUUUGUGUUUGCCAUUAACUGCAAAUGUUCUAGUGUUGGUCACAUGCCCUCAAAUGAAGAGGAAAGUCAUGAUUUUCAAGAUGUGAAAGCCAAGACCAAGGAAACUGCAAACAAAGCAUCAGAAACUGGUAAAGAAGGAAAAGAAGCAGCAGAAUCAUGGACUGAAUGGGCCAAAGAGAAACUCACUGAAGGACUUGGCUUCAAAGACAAAGAUAAGGACAGUACCACCACUGAUAAGGCAUCUGAAUAUGCUUCAGACACUGCACACAAAACCAAAGAAUAUGCAGAUGAAACUGCACAGAAAUCCAAGGACACUGCUAAAAAAGCCACUGAUCAUGCCCAUGAUGCUGCUGAGAAAACCAAAGACUAUGCUUGGGAUGCUUCUCAGAAGAUCAGGAAUUAUGCCACUGAUGCUGCUGAGAAGACUAAACAGUAUGCAGGUGAUGCUACCGGAAGCUAUGAAGAUGAUGAUGAUGCAGAAGACAAUAGAGACUUUGCUGGUGAAGCUAUUCAUAAGGCUAGAGAAUAUACCGGUAGUGCUGCACAGAAGGCUAAAGAAUAUGCUACUGAUGCUGCACAGAAAGCAGCACAGAAGGCCAAAGAAUAUGCCACUGGUGCAGCAUACAAGUCUAAAGACUAUGCAGGUGAUGCUGUAGAGAAGACCAAAGAGUAUGCAGGCGAUGCUGCAGAGAAGUCCAAAGAUGCUGCCUAUAAAACCAAAGACUAUGCUGGCGAGUAUGCAACUGAUGCAGCAUACAAGACCAAAGAUUAUGCUGGUGAUGCGGCGGAGAAGACCAAAGAAUAUGCAAGUGAUGCUGCUCAAAAAGCCAAAGAUGCAGCAUACAAGACCAAAGAUUAUGCAGGUGAUGCAGCAUACAAGUCUAAAGACUAUGCUGGUGAUGCUGCACAAAAAGCAAAGGAUUGUGCAGGUGAUGCAGCAUAUAAGACCAAAGACUAUGCCGGCGAUGCUGCAGAGAAGACCAAAGAUGCUGCGUAUAAGUCUAAAGACUAUGCUGGUGAUGUUGCAUAUAAGUCUAAAGACUAUGUAGGUGAUGCUGCACAGAAAGCAAAGGAUUAUGCAGGUGAUGCAGCAUACAAGUCUAAAGACUAUGCAGGUGAUGCUUCAGAGAAGACAAGAGAGUAUGCCAAUGAUGCCAAAUAUAAGUCCAAAGAUUAUGCCAAUGAUGCUUCUCAGAAAACCAAAGAAGCUUCUAAAUAUGCCAAUGAUGCUGCUCAGAAAACCAAAGAGGCUUCUGAAUAUGCCAAUGACGCCACUCAGAAGACCAAAAAUUAUGCAACUGAUACUGCUCAGAAAACUAAAGAUAAAAUCCAAGAUGUUGCCUCUGGGACAGGAGAAUACAGUGCAGAGAAGGCUAAAGAAGUGAAGGAGACAGCAGCAGAGAAAGCAAGUAACAUAGCAAAUGCAGCAAAGGAAACUGUAGAAGCUGCAAAGCAAAAAUCACAACAAGUGAAAGACAAAUUGAGUGGACAGCGCCGUGAUCCUGAGCUUUGAGUAUCUCAUAAUUUGUUCUGUCACUAGUUUUUCAAUUAUGCUUUCAUAGAAGAAAAGAUCUUGUGUGUGUAUAUAUAGCAUAUAUUAUGUGUCUUUGUUGUUUUGUUUGCUAGUGCUGUACUUGGUCUCGUAACCACAUAGCACAAGUUUGAACAUUUUGUAUCAAAUCAAAUAUGUUUUUGUUUCCUUAAAACCUUCAUAAAUAAUAUUAGUUACAAUCCUCCAA